This is a messenger RNA of Adineta steineri, 738 nucleotides long. NCBI's taxonomy places the organism in Eukaryota, Metazoa, Rotifera, Eurotatoria, Adinetida, Adinetidae. The record is from the annotation of a GenBank genome assembly.
AUGCAUUUCCAAUUCAAUCAAUCCACCGACCUCUUAACACCCAUCAUCCAUCAUGGUGGUGUUAAUAAGAGAAAUCCCAUCUUUACAUCAGAAGAUGUAUUUCUCUCUGAUGAUAACGAUGUUCAAUUUUCUUCGAUGAUGUCGAAAAAAAAUGAACAUCUAUUAGCAUCCGAAGAUAUCCCUUAUGAAAAUAAUGAUAAUAAUCAACAACAAGAUGAUUUAUUUUCAACAUUUGAUUUACCUGUUUUAAGUGACCUUGAGAAUGUCACAUUUGAGGAUUAUCUAACUAAAGCAUCAUUUCCAUGUUCAUCAAUAAAUAAUCAAAAUUCAUCAAUGUCUGAUGAUUCAGCAUUUUAUCCAGUAGAAGAUUCAACAUCUCCAUGGAUUGCUGGUGAAUGUACCGUUGAAUCAAAUUAUACGGAAGAUAUGAUAGUACCACCAUCACCAUCACUUUCAUCAGCAAGUCAUACGUCUUCAACAGUUGAAAAACGAUCAACAAAAAAACGAGAUCUUUCAACAAUUGACCGUAAAUUAAGAAAAAAAGAUCAAAAUAAAACAGCAGCUGAAAAAUACCGUAUUAAGAAAAAAAAUGAACGAGAUCAAUUAAACGCUCGACAUGCUGAAUUAAAAAAUCAAAACCACGAAUUACAUUUUCAAUUAGAUAAUUUAACAUUUCGCUUAGAACAAUUCAAACAAUUAUUUGUUGAUGUUGUUCAAUUACCAAUAUCACCAAAAUAA